AUGUUAUCAUUAUGUUCAUCAAAUAAUAACGACAAUGAUUCAGCUACUAUUGAUUUAUUGUAUAAUUUAUGUAAAAAAAACGAAAUAGACAAUGUUCGAAAUAUUUUACAAACUAUCGAUAAUAGAAAUAUCAUAAAUAAAAAUCAUCCCUCAACUGGCUCAACAUGUUUGCAUGUUGCAUGUUACUAUGGACAUCGAGAAGUAGUAAGCAUUUUAUUAGAUUAUGGAGCUUUACGUUCAGUAAGAAACUUAGCAUAUAAUUUAACACCUUAUGAAGAAACUGGUAGAGAUGAUAUAAAACAAUUACUUUUACAACAAAAACAAUUUUGUUCAAAUAAUGAUUAUAAUUAUAUUGAAUGGUCAAUGAUAGGCGAUGAUCUUCUUGAGAAACGACGCCAAUUUCGUCACAUUAUUGAUUUAUAUAAAGACUAUGACAAUGAACAUUUAAUAUCAAAAUUAUUAGUUGAAGUUAUUCAUUAUUAUUUAGAUGAAUAUCUGACAAAUCAAUAUAAUAAUACUGAAAAUUUAGAACAUCAAACUAUUCGUAAACAAAUUAAAAUAAUUCAAGAAUGUUUUAAAGAAGCCAUAGAAAAACAAGAUUAUUUAACAUAUUUCAUAAAAGCUUAUACAUUAACAACAUGUUUUUUUGAAGAAUUAAAUAAACAUUUAGCUCUUUAUAUAUCAGAUUGUUUUGAUAAAACAAGAUAUUUUUUAUCAAAUUAUCGUCUUGUAAAUUGUCUUAGUCAUAUAGUAACACUUUUAAUCUAUCAUCCAAAUUUACCUCAAUAUCAUUUUCAAGGUGUAUGUUAUCGUGGUAUGAGAAUAACACAAAAUGAUUUAGAUCAAUAUCAAUUAAAUCAGCAUUUCUUAAAUCGUUCAUUUUUAUCAACAUCUAUUGAUCAUCGAGUAGCUGAAAUGUUUGCUGGUGAAGAUCAACAAUCUCAUAUGAGACAUACUUAUCAAAGUCAUCGUCCUUUACAAUACUCAUGUUUAUGUAAAUAUUUAAUAAAACAAAAUUCAACAGCUAUCAACAUACAAAGUUUAUCAACAAGACCGGAUGAAAAAGAAAUUUUAAUUCUUCCAUUUAGUGUUUUUAAAGUAAUAGGAAUUAAACGCAAUUAUCUUGAUAAUCCAACAGCAUCAAUUUCAAUUGAAAUUGAAUUAGAAGAAUGCGAAGAUCGAAAUAACAAUGAUUUACAAUAUAUUAACGAAUUAGAAGCAAGUUCAUUUUUAACAUCUUGUGAUGAUAUAAGAGACUCUAGAGAAUAUUCAAAACUUCAACGACGUCGAUAUAUUCUUUAUAGCAUCAUCGGAUUUUUACUAUUAGUUUUCCUUGUUGGUUUAAGUUUCACAUUCAUUUUUACUUUCGUUACUAAAAAGAAUACCACUACAAACAUCGCAACGUCAGCAAAAGAAACAGAUAUUGAUGUUGACAAUUCAUUACCACUAGAAGAUUCUUAUUCACCUAUGAAUCAACAAGAUUGCAUUAAACAAAUAACAGGAUUUCAAGAUUAUCAUAUGACUACACGAAAUUUGGAUGAUAUUGCUUAUAAUUUUAUAAUCUGUAAUGAUGAUCAUGACCAACAAGAAAUUUAUGAAGGUAGAGGAUGGAAAUAUAUUGGUGCACAUUGUAGAGGUUACAAUGACAGAUCAUUGGGUAAGAAAAUUUUCUUUUCUUCAACUUCCUAG
Rotaria sp. Silwood1 is the source of this 1689-nucleotide messenger RNA. The record is from the annotation of a GenBank genome assembly. Lineage: Eukaryota; Metazoa; Rotifera; Eurotatoria; Philodinida; Philodinidae.